AUGGAAAAGAUCAAUAGAAAAUAAAAAUAGACCCUAAGAAUAGUUCCAGAUGACUCUGAGUGUGGCAAUCUCUACCUAUUUUCUAUAGCUAGCUUCUCUCUUGUUAUUGUCAACCUUCACCUUAGGUGCGCACGUCUUAGUUAUAUGGUUUCAUUUCCAUCACAAAAAGGAAGCAUAUAGGUGUAACAUAGCAACAAUGAGCAGCAUCUCCAACAUCAUUGUAGUUUCAACUCUCCGCAUCCUCUUGGCUUGUCUCAUUCUCCACACCACAGCUCAAGAUUCCAGCAGAGAAGCUCUUGAAUUUACAAUUGGUAUCGGCAGUGGCAGCAAAGACAGCUACCUCAGCAAGGGCUGCAACGAUGAACAUCAUACUCUUCCAUUCAAACUCAACUGUCCACUGUCAAGAACCCCUAUAACAACUCUGCCAGCACUUGCUUCGGAAAAGGAAGUUUUGGAGUUUGCUGACCAAAGGCUGGCUCUAGUGUACCCGGUAAUCCAAAAAUUUAAGUCUAUAAUCACCUCCGAUCCGCUUGGCAUCACCGAAACUUGGCUGGGUUCAGAUGUAUGCAGUUAUAAAGGAUUCUACUGUGAUAAUCCCCCUGAUAAUAAGUCUGCAAUAGCUGUUGCUUCUAUUGACUUCAAUGGAUUUCAGCUGGCUGCCCCUACAUUAGAUGGCUUUCUUGAUAAGCUACCAGAUAUUGCCCUCUUCCAUGCGAAUUCCAACAAUUUUGGUGGUACUCUUUCGCCAAAUAUUGCCAAGCUUCGUUAUCUCUAUGAGCUUGAUAUAAGUAACAACCAAUUUUCCGGUCCAUUUCCAGCAGCAGUUGUGGACAUGAGCGGUCUAACAUUCUUGGACAUUCGCUUCAACUUCUUUACAGGGUCAGUCCCUGCUCAAAUAUUUACUCAGAAUCUUGAUGCUCUCUUUAUCAACAACAAUAAUUUCAUGAUUCAGCUGCCUGAUAGCAUUGGCAGCACCCAUAUUCUUUACCUCACAUUGGCCAACAACAAAUUCAACGGUCCACUUCCAAGAGGCAUUUUCAAAGCCUUUCCUUCUUUAGCCGAGGUUCUGCUCUUAAACGACCAGCUAACAGGUUGUAUUCCUUAUGAGAUAGGUUUGCUAAAAGAGGCUGUAGUUUUUGAUGCUGGCAACAAUCAGUUGACUGGUCCUUUACCUUUCUCAUUAGCUUGUUUGGAGAAUUUGGAGCAGCUAAACCUUGCUGGUAACCUUCUGUUUGGAACGGUACCUGAGGUGCUCUGCGAACUUGGAAAAUUGGUGAAUUUAUCAUUGUCUGACAAUUAUUUUAUACAUGUUGGCCCCCUAUGUAGGAUUUUGAUUGAGAGAAGAGUGCUUGAUGUAAGGAACAAUUGCAUUCCUGGUCUUCCAUUUCAGAGAUCGAUAGUGGAAUGUGCAAAUUUCUUUGCCCAUCCAAUGUUCUGUCCUCGAAUGUGGUCUUACACUUUCAUUCCUUGUAAGCCUUUUACCUAUAGUUCUUCAAUUCCUGAAAUGGCUCCUUCACCUUAAUCUUCUUACACUGCACAAGCAAGGAAGCAGUGGCUUUUUAUUUUUAAAAUUGUGACACUAUUGUAUGAAUGCUUAUGAUGAAUUAUUCUUUCUUUCACUUCUAUAUAAUGAGAAUAUGAGAUAUGGUCUUGG
Molecule: messenger RNA, 1654 nt
Organism: Theobroma cacao (cacao)
Lineage: Eukaryota; Viridiplantae; Streptophyta; Magnoliopsida; Malvales; Malvaceae
Molecular function (GO): protein binding
Source: RefSeq, a predicted model, not a curated record